CGGCCGCCUACGGCGCCGCGGUGGCGACCGUCGAGGGCGACGCGCUGCUCGCGGGCUACCCGCAGAUCCACGCCGUCGGCCGCGCGGCCGGCGAAAAGCAACAACCGCGCCUCGUCGACCUGACCUGGGGCGCCGCGGACGCGCCCAGGGUCACGCUCGUCGGCAAGGGCGUCUGCUUCGACACGGGCGGCCUCGACCUCAAGCCCGCGGCGGCGAUGCUGACGAUGAAGAAGGACAUGGGCGGCGCGGCGCACGUGCUCGGGCUCGCGGCCAUGGUCAUGGACGCGGGUCUACCGGUGCGGCUGCGCGUGCUCAUCCCCGCGGUGGAGAACGCCGUGUCCGGCGACGCGUUCCGGCCCGGCGACGUGCUCGCGGCGCGCAACGGCAAGACGACGGAGAUCGGCAACACGGACGCCGAGGGGCGGCUCGUCCUCGCGGACGCGCUCGUCGAGGCGUGCGCCGACGCGCCGGAGCUGCUCGUGGACUGCGCGACGCUCACGGGCGCGGGCCGCGUCGCGCUCGGGACGGACGUGCCGGCGCUCUUCGCCAACGAGGAGGGCGUCGACGUCGCGGACGAGCUCGUCGCCGUGUCCGCGGGCGAGCAGGACCAGGUCUGGCGCCUGCCGCUCUGGCCGGGCUACCGCGAGCAGAUCGACUCGAAGAUCGCCGACCUCAAGAACAUCGGCGCCGGCCCCUACGGCGGCGCCAUCACCGCCGCGCUCUACCUCGCGGAGUUCGUCGAAGCGCCACCCGACGGCGGCGCACCGCCGCCCUGGCUCCACCUCGACAUGAUGGCCUACAACACGGGCUCCAAGCCGGGCCGGCCCGAGGGCGGCGAGGCCAUGGGCAUGCGCGCGCUCUUCCGGCUGCUGGAGGCGCGCUACAAGGCGUAA
Messenger RNA from Aureococcus anophagefferens, 893 nucleotides. RefSeq lists its product as hypothetical. The transcript has a single exon. Gene Ontology annotation, biological process: proteolysis. The annotation marks the transcript as partial. Gene Ontology annotation, cellular component: cytoplasm. Lineage: Eukaryota; Pelagophyceae; Pelagomonadales; Pelagomonadaceae. The record is from RefSeq and is a predicted model, not a curated record. Gene Ontology annotation, molecular function: manganese ion binding; metalloaminopeptidase activity.